AUGCUUGUUCGACGUUGUCCAUGGCGCUCUAUACAGCUGCACCAGCUCUGGUGUCCACGACAAAUUCAUACACGCGAGGCAAUCCACGACAAGCGCUGGCCCGGCUGGCAAGUAAUUAUAGGUAUCGAGGUGCAUGCCCAGAUCAAGUCUCGCCGCAAGCUUUUCUCAGAGUCAUCCACAUCUCGUCCAGGUGAGAUACCCAAUACAACUGUGUCCACAUUCGAUUCCGCAUUCCCUGGAACACUACCGACAUUGAACCCAAAAUGCGUGGAGUUAGCGGUUAGAACGGCGUUAGCACUAAACUCGAAAGUCCAUCACCAAUCGGCGUUCGAUAGGAAACACUACUUUUACUCUGACCUCCCGGCAGGAUAUCAAAUAACUCAGCGUUACUCUCCGCUGGCCUCGGGUGGUUAUCUAAAGCUCUCCAAAGGCGAUGUUUCAGUGGGAAUCCAGCAAAUCCAGCUUGAGCAGGAUACGGCAAAGUCCACGUUUGAUGGGCUUAGACGCACUUCACUCAUUGACCUAAAUCGAGCUGGCUCAGGGCUGAUGGAAAUAGUUUCAGAGCCUCAUAUGCGGUCCCCCGAAGAGGCCGCAGAUUAUGUUCGGACAUUGCAGGCCGUUCUUCGCUGUGUUGGCUCUAGUGAUGGCAACAUGGAACAAGGGUCUUUUCGCUGCGAUGUGAAUGUUUCUAUCAACAAACACGGACAGCCGCAUGGCACUCGCUGCGAGAUCAAAAACCUCAACAGCGUGAAGUUCAUGACUGUAGCGAUCACUUCAGAGGUCUUUCGUCAUAUCGAGCUGCUCGAAAGUGGCUGCUCUGUGCCGCAGGACACCAGAGGAUUUGAUGAAAAUAAGGCCGAAACUUUGAAGCUCAGAAGCAAGGCGGAUUCUCCUGAUUAUAGAUACAUGCCGGACCCGAAUAUCCCUCCAUUGCUGUUAUCUGAGGAGUAUAUCGAGACCAUCCGCAAGACCAUGCCGGACCUCCCUGAUACAACCCGUGUCCGUUUGCGGAAUCUUGGGUUAUCUGAGCGUGAUACAGAUGUACUCAUGGCCGUCGACUCGGGUCACGAGGUUGGAUUUGAUGGCGAACUCGGAAAAGGCGCUGUGACUUACUUUGACUCCCUCGCGCAACAGAGGGACCCGAGAGUCGUUGUCAAUUGGAUGACGCACGAGCUCAUUGGGCAGUUGACUGCUCGGAAAGAAACCUUCAGCGACAAUCCCGUAUCUGUCGAGCAACUAGGUGAACUUAUCGACCUGGUGCAGGAUGGCAAAAUUACUGGGACUUCGGGAAAAUCGUUAUUGAAGCAUAUCAUUGCCAAUCGUUCUUCGUCAGCUCCCUCUGUACUCGCACGGGAACUUUCUCUUGAGGCUAUAUCAGAAGAUGAUAACGCCUCCACUCGAGCAUGGUGUGCCGAAGCCAUCGGAGCACUUCCUGAAGAGGCGGAAGCUGUGCGCCAAGGUAAUCCUCGAGUUCUCAACAAGCUGGUGGGUAAAGUCAUGCAGCUCAGCCGCGGACGUGCCGAUGCACAAAAUGCACGUGUUGUGCUAGAAGAUGUUUUGCGAAGAUAG
Molecule: messenger RNA, 1569 nt
Organism: Suillus plorans
Lineage: Eukaryota; Fungi; Basidiomycota; Agaricomycetes; Boletales; Suillaceae
Product: GatB/GatE catalytic domain-containing protein
Exons: 11
Coding region: 1-1569 (522 amino acids)
Biological process (GO): glutaminyl-tRNAGln biosynthesis via transamidation; mitochondrial translation
Molecular function (GO): glutaminyl-tRNA synthase (glutamine-hydrolyzing) activity
Source: RefSeq, a predicted model, not a curated record